UUUGUCCCUGCUCGCAUGCCGUUGUUCGCCUAUUGUAUUUGUAACCCAAACAUGGCGUCCGCCGAAGUUCAACCUCGGUUUGGGCAGUCCGUUAAAGGAUUAUUAUCUGAUAAAGUGGGUUCUUGCAGCGUAGACGCGAUCGCAUUGACACGCCAGGUGCUUAAAGUUUCCCGCAGCCAAGAGCUUCUCGGUCAAGCAGCCAGAAAUAUGGUUAUUCAGGAGGACGCCAUCCUACACUCGGAGGAUAGUCUCCGGAAAAUGUCCAUCAUCACUACGCACUUACAAUAUCAGCAGGAGGCCAUCCAGAAGAACGUGGAGCACUCUCAAAACUUGCAGGAUCAGCUGAUUCACCUGCUCAAGUAGACGAGCACGUCAGGUUGUUUUUUUUCCAUACAGUCGUCGUAUCUCCCUGUAGCAAGACAGCAAUGUUUUGUUUUGAUGGGACACUGACAGCUGUGAGCAAUUCUGUUUAUGACGCUGCACUCGGGCAUCGUACAUUUACUGCAAGUGUUCCUGAUCGUCACUGCGAUCGUAAAAUGUGAUCGAGGAGUGGGAAGCGGAGCUAUGCUGCGAUGACUUCAUGUCCUGUACAUGUGAUCGUAAAACGCUGCAACAAUUGCUGAAACUGCUGAAGUUGAUAAUUGUCUUAAACAAGAUCGCGCCUCUUCCGUUAAGGUACGCAAUUUUGUUAAGUGUUCAUGAAUUUCAUGGGAUAGGCAUACAAAUGAACAAGUCAAUUUUUUAACCCUUUUGGGGGCAGCAGUUACUACAGUGGACAGUUUAUCAUGUUAUCAGGUUACAGGUUAUCAUUAUUGGUGCAUGAAGGGGUUAAACUAUU
Hippocampus zosterae (dwarf seahorse) is the source of this 838-nucleotide messenger RNA. It is a transcript of the gene borcs7, whose product is annotated as BLOC-1 related complex subunit 7. Bases 16 to 363 code for a protein of 115 amino acids. The transcript has 6 exons. Gene Ontology annotation, cellular component: BORC complex. The record is from RefSeq and is a predicted model, not a curated record. NCBI's taxonomy places the organism in Eukaryota, Metazoa, Chordata, Actinopteri, Syngnathiformes, Syngnathidae.